Dermacentor andersoni is the source of this 2014-nucleotide messenger RNA. RefSeq lists its product as uncharacterized. The record is from RefSeq and is a predicted model, not a curated record. Lineage: Eukaryota; Metazoa; Arthropoda; Arachnida; Ixodida; Ixodidae.
GCAGGACAAGCGCUGGACACACAAAAAAAGACAGCUGUGGCCCUGUUUUCUUUCUCGCCUUUUGUAGUUAGCGUGCAGUAAUGUGAUUAUUAGUCGUUCCUUGCCUUGCAGGUAAGAAACCGUGCUGUGUUCAAAUGACGAAAAUUUCAAUGGCUAGCAAAAACGGUGCGGCUCCUUUUGGACAACGCAGAACCCAGCGAACGUAGAUGACAUCGAACUUUGUUACUCUCAUUGAACACCAAAGAAACAACGCCAGAAACGCACGGCAGAUACGCCAAGCGUCAGCGUCCGUGCGAUCACGCGGGAAAGUCGGGGCUUUUUCAUGGCGAGCGGUGAUGCAAAGCCCCGAAAAAAAAAAAAAAAAAACGAACAUUCAAUUUUGCACUACACGCGACGGGCAAGACAAGGAAGCCUCCGUGCUCCUCAGAGCGUGCCCGCCGCCUUUGACGCAUCUCCGCGGUCUAGAGGGCCACAAGACGUUGAAUAAUUCACGGUGCUGCCAAUGUAGCGCGGUGUAGGUGCUCUCUGUUCCGACCAUUUUUCGAGACGUGCUCAAGGUCGGUGACGUACAGCGUUGACGACUCCGUCGACUGAGAACUAAGGGAUUCCUGUAAAGACGUGAUCGAAUCCAGAAGCAUGCAAAAAUAAAUAAUAAAAAUGGCUCAUCGAACAAUGACGUCUUGGCAAACUGCGUGAACAUCGUAAUGAUGCAAUCGAAUUCGAAAAGAAAAAAAAAAUGCACGCAACUUCGUUCUCUUUGAGCGUGUAUUGCAUGCUUCACCAACCGUGCGAGAACCGCUUGUAUUGUUAGAGGUCCCACGUCUGGGCAUGUGAAGAGAUCGAAGGUGGGCUCUUCUGAAUCAAGAUUCGUCGGGAAUCUAGGAUACCAUGCGCCUCCGGAUCUUCGACCUUGCCUUUCUUCUGAUCACCGCCGCAAUGGGCCCAAUCCAAGGGGAUGCGGAUGGUAUGAAGGAACUGCUCGCAAGGGUGGUCGAAGAGAAGAUAACGGAUCCGUACAGCAAGCAGCUCUUUAUGAGCAAGUAUUCAGAGAUGCGCGACUGCCUCUUGGACAUGGCAUCAAUGACACCGGAAGUUGCCGUGCAGGUCGUCAACCAGAUGGUACCACAACUAAACGACUGUGGGGCAAAACUGGCGUCUGAGCCCGACGACAAGAAGCCAGCCGUGUACGUAACCUGUACUCAGGACGCCGCUGCCGAAGUCAAGGCCAACAACGGAAUGAAUGAUGAGGACGGGAAGAUCUUCGUCGACGGAAUGGAGUGCCUGAAGAAGUCACUGGGCUUUUGACUCCUCCAGGAAAACGCUUUAAAUGGACAGCAUUGGUCCAAAAACGCGCAGCAAGAUGGAAUGAGAGGUGAUGCUGAGGAGAAAUUGGAGUAAACGCAUUUGUAGACCCAGAAAUCCUUCACUGUAAUGAAGUUCACAGGAACAACGCUUUGUCUUUUCAGAAACCUGCGGAAAACCCCUAACUUCUUCGACGUUGUUUCUGCGCUUACUUAAUCUCGCUUGUGUAGGUGGUCUACACGUUGCAGGUAACAAACCAGCAGAAUUUUCCACCGGAGCCACUGCAAAUGCAACGGUAGGAACAUCGACGUUACAAGUCUUCUACGCAAGUAGCAAAAGUUAUUUAGCAUCAGAGCAUAUAAGGCCACUGGAAAAAGAAAACUGACCCUUUCCUGUAGUUUUUCGGCAAGGGAAGGCGGUUAACACUGGUAUACAUAAAAAAAAAAAAGAACACGAGGGACUCAACCACUAGCAGUUGUCGCUGCAAAAACUCAUCAAACAUUUUAUACUUUAUACAUCACAACACUUCAGCCUAAGCACACUGGCCCUGUUCGGUAAAACAGAACAAAACAGUUUUGAAAUUAAUUCACAACUUAAGAGCACCCCGUACACAAUCUCCAUGUGAGCUUGCGUCAGUGAUGGCGCUUAAACUUGGUGGUGUUGAUCACAGGGUAAUAAAAUGGCAGCUCAUUUCCUGGGCGCAUGCUGGUGA